AUGCCUUGGAAUGAACACUUGAGACCAUAUAGUAGCUACCUAUGGCGUGAGGAAAUGGGCAAAGACAUUCUCACAAGCGAGCACCAACUUCAUGAGUACGACGCUGCCGGCCGAUUGAGCAACUUGACGCUGGGAACACUCAAGUUGGCCUACUCAUACGGUCCAGGAAAUCGCGUCGUUGGUACGACCGUCACAGACUCAGGGCAUGAUAUCAGUGUUUCCACAGUUCUCACCUUUGACGAUUUUGGCCGCGAAGUAGAGAGAGCCGUAAGCCAACAGGGCCAGCUGCUCUACCGUCUGAGCCAGUCAUAUGAACACACCGGCAUCGUCACUUCACGCCAUCUCGAGGGUGGUGGUGAGGGCAAGACGGUAAGAGACGAGAGCUUUGAGUAUGAUGUCCACAGCCGGCUGACCAAGUUUACCUGCACGGCGGACGAGGCUCAGAUGCCGACCGACGAAAAGGAGCACCCUAUUCAACAGCAGCAAUUCGACUUGGACGACUUGGACAAUAUCCGAUCUGUCACCACCACUUUCAGUGACGGCAGCCAAGAUCUGGCGACUUAUGUCUACGACAAUGAAGACGACGCAUUCCAACUAACGCAAAUAACCCACACACAUCCCGACUUCCCCUCUCAAACCAACCUCGCCUACAAUGCCAAUGGCUGCCUGACGCGGGACGAGGAGGGCAAGACGCUCGACUAUGAAAGCCACAGUCGCCUGAAGAGUGUCAGAGACGGCAGCGGACGAGUGAUGAGCCAAUACGAUCACGAUGCAGCCGGCCGCCUCGUCCGCCAAUCGAUCCCAGGUCAACCAGAUACGCGCCUCUUCUAUCGGGGAGACCAGCUCAUUGGCAUCGUGUCUGGCGGCGCCCAGACGAGCUUCUUGGCAGACCAUCUAGGCUAUUGGGGCCAGGUAUCUCAAGCAGAUAGCAACAGCAACGAGGCAGAAGCGCAGCUAUGGGUAGCCGAUGGCCACGGCUCAAUCCUCAACAGGACUGGGCCUGAUCAAAAGACCCUUCUACAGCAGUCAUACAACUCCUACGGGCACCCCCCACUGCUCAGCACUGGCACCGCCAUUGCCUUCAACGGCCAGUAUCGCGACCCCGUCACGGGAUGGUACCAUCUCGGCAACGGCUACCGCACAUACAACCCGGUGCUCCGGCGCUUCCACGUCCCGGACCCAGGCAGCCCCUUUUCUACCGGCGAGAUCAACCCCUAUGCCUACUGCGCUGGAGACCCCAUCAACCGUAUUGAUCCUAGUGGGCGGUUCAGUUUCUUCAGCCUGCAGUUUGACUGGGGCGACCUUCUCAAAUUCGUUGUCGGCUUUGUUGUCAGCAUCCUCGUCGGCGUUCUAACUGUGGGUGCUGGCACAGCCAUUGCGGUCGGCGUGGACAUAGCCGCCGACGUUGCCACGGACAUGGCCAUAAGUCCAUUGGCCGAUCUCGCUGCAGGCCGCAAGCCGUCGUGGAAGUCAGUCGCAGUGGAUGCGCUCAACGGACUGUUUGACGGCGUUCUGGGCGAGUUGGGAGGCAGUCUGCUCUCCGCGGGCUUCAAGGCCGCGACUAAGUUCAAGACGGCGAUCGGACGCGCUGGAUCGUACACGGUCAAUGACGUUGUGGAACAUUCCUUUGGCAAGACGUUAAAGGAGGUUGUUAAGGAAGUCUUUCCAACUGAAGUUGUCAGUAAUGUCGUCGAGGGUCUAUCUGAGAUUGAUCCCUUUCCGGAGACUUCCGGCGAGUCCCAUGCAGGUCCGUCCCGCUCCCUUUCGUACGGUCAGCAACAGCGGCAAAUCGAGGCAUCCGGUAUCCAAGUACCAUCAAACAUUUGCCGACAGGCAUCUGUGGCCAGCGACCCGAUCCGUCCGGCACUGCUAGAUCGUGGGUUCUCUGUACAUCCCGAAUACCGGCGCGGCUCCGGGCCCCGUAGCCAGGGGGCCGUCAGGUCGUCUGUGGCUCAGAUUCUGAAUCGGCCGCUGCAAUUUGCUUUUGGGCCCGCAGGCUCCUCGCAGGGGAAGUGA
Messenger RNA from Trichoderma reesei QM6a, 2016 nucleotides. RefSeq lists its product as uncharacterized. The transcript is spliced from 4 exons. NCBI's taxonomy places the organism in Eukaryota, Fungi, Ascomycota, Sordariomycetes, Hypocreales, Hypocreaceae. The record is from RefSeq and is a predicted model, not a curated record. The coding region runs from base 1 to 2016 and encodes 671 amino acids.